Messenger RNA from Phragmites australis (common reed), 1103 nucleotides. Its product is annotated as glutathione transferase GST 23-like. Gene Ontology annotation, molecular function: glutathione transferase activity. NCBI's taxonomy places the organism in Eukaryota, Viridiplantae, Streptophyta, Magnoliopsida, Poales, Poaceae. Gene Ontology annotation, cellular component: cytoplasm. Bases 69 to 758 code for a protein of 229 amino acids. Gene Ontology annotation, biological process: glutathione metabolic process. The record is from RefSeq and is a predicted model, not a curated record. The transcript is spliced from 2 exons.
CACAAGAAAAAUCUCUGCAAAAGCGAAUAGGUAGCAAACGAUCAAGUUCACCAGUACACCACUCCGCCAUGAAUCAUCAAGACGAGAAAGACAAGGUGAAGCUGUUCGGCAUACGGUCGAGCCCUUACGUUCUCAAAGUGAUAUGGGCGCUAAGGAUCAAAGGCGUCAAGUACGACUACAUCGAGGAGGAUCUCGGGAACAAGAGUGACCUGCUGCUUGAGUACAACCCUGUGCACAAGAAGGUUCCUGUGCUGGUCUAUCAAGGUAAACCGAUCGCAGAAUCAGAGGUCAUACUCGAGUUCAUCGAUGAGGCGUGGAAGCACUGCGGUGACCCUAUCUUGCCGGAGGAUCCCUAUGAGCGUGCCAUGACCCGUUUCUGGGCAAGGUUCGGCUCGGAUAAACUCUCGCCACCGAUUUGGAAGUGGUUCACCACCCAAGGCCAAGAACAGGAGGACGCAUAUGCAGCUGCCAUAGAGCAGCUGCUGGUUCUGGAGAAGGAACUCUGUGGAAAGCGAUUCUUUGCAGGAGAGAAGAUCGGUUUCGUCGACUUAUCGCUCGGUUCGUUGGCGUAUGUGAUUCCUAUAUACGAGGAGAUCACCGGUGUGAAGAUGAUCACAGAGGAGACGUUCCCGUCCUUGACGGCGUGGAUGGGGAAUUUCCAGAGCUCGCCGGUCGUGAAGGAUCACCUGCCGCCGUUGGACAAGCUGCAGCUCAGGUACCAAGCGAUACGUGAAAAGUUUCUAAACAGCAAAAACUGAGUAGCAGCUAGAUGAUACUAUAUGGCUUCAGUUUGCUUGGACAGGAUGCCAAUCUAUGACACAAAUAAACAGUGGCAGGUCCAGAGCUAAGAAUUAGAGACCUCAACUUCUUGUUUCUUCUUCUUUCUCUUUCUCUUCUUUUCUUUUUCUUCAUCUUCUAUGCCCAAAAAUUAUAGGGAGACUUGAUGGUCCCUCAAGUGCUCUGAGAGUAGGGGCUUCCCCAGCCCCCCCGGAUCCGCCGCUGCAAAUAAAUAUGUUACUCUAAAAUUACGUUAUGAAGAAAAGCUACUCUGAAACUACAGGGAAAUCGCCAGUACAGUUUCCGAAGUAUGAUUUGUGUGAUAA